Oryza sativa Japonica Group (Japanese rice) is the source of this 1605-nucleotide messenger RNA. RefSeq names its product putative disease resistance RPP13-like protein 3. NCBI's taxonomy places the organism in Eukaryota, Viridiplantae, Streptophyta, Magnoliopsida, Poales, Poaceae. The record is from RefSeq and is a predicted model, not a curated record. Gene Ontology annotation, molecular function: ADP binding. Gene Ontology annotation, biological process: defense response to other organism.
CUGCCAUUGGUAGCCAAGCCUACCGCGCUACCACUGGUAGCACAAGUACAACGCGAGGCGCAACCACAGCGCAUGGCCAGGCCCAUCCUGCAGCUGCGACGACGACGAAGACUUGCGUCGGAGACUUGGAAUCAAGUCACGGCCGGCAAAGCGCAUGCCAAAAUAUGCUACGACGAUGAUGACGACGAUUCCGUCAGUCACGGCGCGCCUGAGGGCCCAUGUUGCCAGCCGACGCCGUCCACCCAUUCCUUACUUCCCCCUUGUUGGUUCCUCAGCCACUAGCGUCCACUUCUCCUCCUGCGUCUAGUACCCUAUCUUCACCUUUCCGGAGAUUACAGAGGAAGAGGAAGGACGCCGAAGCCGUUGCAUCAAGGCUAGGACCACCGUCGAACACCUGCUGUGCGCACCGCCCUGCGUUCCUUUGCUUCACCACCGUGUGUGCACAGAUCCCAGGGUGUGCACAGCAGCAUAGAUAAAUACAGUUGUAGCCUGAAAGAUAGAACUUAUAAUCUAUUGCUUAAAAGUUUAAAGAAAGUUGUUCAGAGAAGGAAUAUAAGAUGACGGAUACAGUACUCAGCAUUGCAAAGUCUCUGGUGGGAAGUGCUGUAAGCAAGGUUGCUUCGGUUGCCGCAGAAAAGAUGGUCUUGCUGCUGGGAGUGCAGAAGGAGAUAUGGUUCAUCAAGGACGAGCUACAAAGGAUACAAGCAUUUUUGAUGGCUGCUGAACCAUCAAAGAAAAGCAUACUAUUGAAGGUUUGGGUGCAGCAAGUAAGGGAUCUAUCCUAUGACAUUGAAGAUUGCCUUGAUGAAUUUACAGUUCAUGUGAGCAGCCAAACCUUGUCGAGGCAGUUGAUGAAGCUAAAGGAUCGCCAUCGGAUUGCCAUCCAGAUCCGCAAUCUCAGGACAAGAAUUGAAGAAGUAAGCACUAGGAACAUACGCUACAACUUAAUAGAGAAUGACCUCACCUGCACCACUACUGAUGAGAGGAAUUUAUUUAUGGAAGACAUUCGCAACCAAUCAGCUAACAACAUUGAGGAAGCUGAUCUUGUGGGUUUUUCUGGACCCAAAAGAGAGUUGCUUGAUCUUAUAGAUGUCCAUGCCAAUAUCGGACCUACAGAAGUCGUAUGUGUUGUCGGUAUGGGUGGUUUGGGUAAGACUACUAUUGCAAGGAAAAUUUAUGAAAGCAAAGAGGACAUUGCAAAGAAUUUUUCUUGCUGUGCUUGGAUUACUGUUUCACAGUCCUUUGUUAGGUUGGAACUACUAAAGGAUUUGAUGAUGAAACUUUUUGGAGAGGAAGUACUGAAGAAGCAGAUGAGAGAACUCGAAGGGAAGGUUCCACAAGUAGACGACCUCGCCAGCUACCUCAGGACAGAGUUAAAUGAAAGGAGGUACUUUGUUGUGCUUGAUGACGUGUGGAGUACAGAUUCAUAGAAAUGGAUUAAUAGCAUUGCCUUCCCUAGAAAUAACAAUAAAGGGAGCUGGGUGAUAGUAACAACACGAGAUGUUGGCUUAGCUAAGGAGUGUACUUCUGAAUUGCUUAUCUACCAGCUUAAACCCCUGGAAAUAAGCUAUGCGAAAGAGUUGCUUCUAAGGAAAGCAAAUAAAA